Molecule: messenger RNA, 6892 nt
Organism: Neodiprion virginianus
Lineage: Eukaryota; Metazoa; Arthropoda; Insecta; Hymenoptera; Diprionidae
Gene: Enoph
Product: enolase-phosphatase E1
Exons: 6
Coding region: 594-2915 (773 amino acids)
Molecular function (GO): acireductone synthase activity; magnesium ion binding
Source: RefSeq, a predicted model, not a curated record
UUUCGGGGGAUGGACCGUUCGCGGACUCACACACAGAGAGCGUGCAACGAUUCAAAGAACUCGUUUGUUAUCGGCGAAUCAAUUUAAGCAAUACGCACGGCGCGGUCUUUCCUUCGAUUGCUCGCAUAGUACAGGCGAUUUUUCUUUCGCGCAUAAAUAACCGCUACUCAAGGGUGGAUAUUUUCGCCGUGAAUUUUUCGUGAUUUUUCUCGCCCUGUCCGCGUCGCGUAGCAGCCUUCGGUUGCUACUUUGUCAGACGUCGUCGGCGGCGGUGAUCGUCAGUUGGUUGCUGCGGGGUGGUUCGUGCGGUUCGACUCGAGCGAGAAGUACACAACCGCUCUAACGAAUACGUAGAUACGUACAUAUAUAAACACAUACACACAUACAUACGCGCAGGGACACAGAGGAAGAAAUUCGCCCGUGUGCUUUAGCAGGGGGAAGUUUUACACACGCACACCGAUCGCUCUCUGUCCGCCAGAAUUCAUUCGCCGGUCCAACGAGAACGAUACGCAAGACGCAUCGCGCGCAACGGACAAGGGGAUUAAUAUAACGUUAUUUCACACGGGCUCUGAAUACGAAUUAAACGCGUCGAAAUGGCCGGGGAAAAGCGUAGUCAGGAUCAGGAAGAGUCCUUGCUGAAGCAGAACGUUAUCAUAGUUGAUAUCGAGGGAACAACAACGAGCAUAACUUUUGUUAAGGAGACACUAUUCCCUUACAUCCGAGAGAACGUUAAAAAAUACAUCGACGCUAAAUGGGAGGAGGAAGAGUUUAAACGUGAUUUAGAAAAACUCAAGGAACAGGCUAAGAAAGAUGAAGAAGACAAGAUUGAAGGCCUUGUGGCCAUUACUGGUUCUACCACUGAUGAAGAAAAGGAAUCAGUUGUUAAGAAUAUUUUGUGGCAAAUGGAUGGAGAUAGAAAAACUGGGGCCCUGAAGCAAUUGCAGGGUCAUAUGUGGCGCGAAGCCUAUGACUCUGGCAAUGUCAAGGGACAUGUAUACGAGGAUGUUCCGGAAUGUCUCAAAGCUUGGAAAAUUUCCGGAAAGAAGGUUUACAUUUAUUCAAGUGGAAGUGUCGAGGCACAGAAACUGCUUUUUGGACACAGCCAAUGCGGGGAUCUGCUUGAGUAUUUCAGUGGCCAUUUUGAUACUGGAGUUGGAAUGAAACAAGAGGCUACCAGCUAUAAAAAUAUUCUGGAUCAGGUAAAGUCUGAGGCCAGUGACGUCAUUUUCCUCACCGAUAUUGUCCAAGAAGCCAAAGCUGCCAAGGAAGCUGGACUUUAUUCAAUCCUCAUGAUUCGUGAAGGCAAUGCUCCAUUGAGUGCGGAGGAGAAGAUGGAGUUCAGAACUGCGACGUCAUUUUUGGACUUGUCAUUCGAGAGUGCAGCUAAGCGCCAAAAGUUGGACACGCCGGAAAUUGACAAGAAGGAGUCUAUAGCAAAGCCGACAGCCGAAGAAAAGAUGGAAAUAUCUGGUGAUGUUGAAAUGACUGAUGUCAGUGAAAAAGAGAAUGAGUCAAAAGUUGAGUCAGAGGAUGCUAAAAGGGAGAAGGAGGAAAAGAAGGGAGAAAAGGAAACAAAUGAAAUUGAAGGAAAGAAGAACACUGAUGUGGAAGCUACAGUGUCUGUGACUACUGUGGAAAAAGACGAAGCCAUGGAGACUGAUGGAAAACCUGAAGUUGUAAAACAAAUUGAUGAAUCUGGUUCUGAUGCUAAGCCUGUAGAAGAAAAGAAGGAGGAAAAGGUCGAGGUAGUUGAAAGUGAAAAAGGUACCUUGAAAGUAAGCAAAGAUGAUGACAAAUCUAAAGUGAUCUGCGAAACUAUUGAUAAAGAAAGUAGCAAGAAAAGUGAAGAAAAAACUCUAGAAAAGAAUAACGCAGACGAGGCUGAGAGAACUACACUCACCGAUAGUCAGAAAACUGAACUCUUGGAGAAAAAAGUCGAACUUUCUGAGGAGAAAUCUGAUUCUAUCAUAACUGAGACAAAUAGCAAGGUGGUCAACGAAUCAACCGAACUGUCUGCCUCAAGAAAGCCGGAUGAAACUCCUACAAAAAUUUCCGAUGAUGCUAAAGAGAUUAAGACCGAAGGUUCUGAAGAAAGUUGUGAAAUUUUAAAUAACAAGUUGGGCAUAGAGACUGAGAAAUCCGAAAUGGAAUCGAAACCCGCAGUUGAAGAAACUCACGUUAAAGUCGACGUACCGUUAACGAAGGAAACAGUGAAAAGUGAUGCGAAGAUAGAAAGCAUGGCAGCAGAAACAGAGAAAACCGCCAUUCAAACCAGCAAAGUAUUAAAAGCGAACGAGGAAUCUGCUCUAAAGUCGGAUCAAACAGUAGCUAAGGAUGUGGUUAAAGAAAAUGGAAUGGCAAAGACUGAGGAGCCGUCCAAGACUGAUGAUCAAAACGUGGCAGUUGAGAACAAAGACAGUUCAGAUGCUGUAAAAAAGACUGAAUCCAAAGUUGAGGAAACUGUGGCUAACUCAACGAAAGAGACGGAAAGUAAUAGCAAAGAUGCAAUUAAGGCUGAAACAAGCAUCGUUGCUGAGGCAAAGAAAGAAACUGUGACUAAGGAUGUGGAUGUGGAAGAAGAAGAAAACAAAGAACUCAAAAAAGAAGGUGCAAAGAGUCAGGAGGAACCGACGACGGAUGCGAACAAAACGAACGGUACGACACAGAAUGGGGAAACGGUUACGGAAGAUGAAAAUAAAAAAAUACACACGAAUGGGGUAAACGAAGCAUGCAGCAGCGUAUCAGCUGAGGUAAAAACGAAUAAAGACAUGUCGUCGCAGAAGAGGGAACCCGAGAGCUCGACCGAUGCUAGUGCAGAGUCUAUAAAGGUUAAAAAAGUCGUUGAUUCAACAGUGGCGGACGGCGCCGGAGAACCUGACGUAUCGCCGACUGUAGUAGUAGCCGCGACGUCCUAAUCUCUAAAAAAAAAAAAAAAAAAAAAAAAAAAAGCAACAACAAUUAUCUUAAAAAUAUAAACUAUUAAGUUGUCUCCCCACGUCCUAAUAAAUCAACAUUUAAAACAUAAAGUGGUAAAUUUUAAGAAAAUAGCUCAUAGAUUUACAUUACCUAUUGUUCCUUGGAUGAGAAAAGAAAAACGAAGAACAAAGUACGUUGUACGCUGUAUUUCAUAUUCGAUCAUCCUCAGUUUGGCGUGUCAAAGAAAUUUUAUUAUUCGGCACAUAGACUGACGUUUCUGAAAAAAGAAAUACCUGUGUCUGGAUUACAUUUGAUGGUGAGAAGGUUGAAUCUACCUUGAAUCACGUUUGUUGAAAAAUCAUUGCGAUGUGCGAUUUAUCAGCGCUAGAAAUUUCUCAUGUAAAUUUUGAACACGAGCAAAUCAGUCAAGUUGCCCGUAACUAUGUACAGUGUUUUAUACUCUGACAAACUCGCAAGCCCAUGUCGGGGUGCUGGAUGAUCGAUAUUGUCAUGCACACCGCACAAUCUACGUAUAUUGUUCAAGUUAUUUUACAAUAAGCGAUUAAAAACGUUGAACCUUUUUUGUUUUUUCUUUUUUCUAUUUUUUUUAAAAUUAUUAUUAAUGUCUUCACAAGCGAUAAUAACAUUACGAUACACAAAUACAGAUAGGCUAACAAUAAGUCAUAGUGGGAGAGUAUUCUAUAACGAAUAUACUCUGUGCCAAAUGAUAUUAUCCCUGUCCUUUUUCGAAUUUUCAAAAUAUUCGUCAAAUAGGAAACGUAAUAUCUUGUUCAACUUUAUAUAUAGUGUGUCUCUGCAGGUAGCAUUUUACAAUGAAUGAUUUUCAAAGACUGAUUUGGUAAUGAAGCGUUGUGCCGCUGGCAAAGACGAACGACUGUCUAUUGCGUUUAGUGUACUUAAUAAGCUUUAGGGCGUGGACCAUUACUACAGCGAAUUGUUUUGCUUUUAUCCUACGUACUGUUAUUAUUUUUGGUAAAGUUUUGAAAGUAACCGGUCUUUAAAAAACACGACUAAUUAUGAAUCCAAACCAGUGAAAGUUUGUCGUGAAUUUGGUAUGUCACAUUCGUAAAUAUCGUUUGCCUGAUGUGUGACUGACUUACCGGUGUUUAGCAUGUAUGCAACAGCAGAUUAUACAUUGUUUGAAUGUCUGCGACUAAAUUAUUUAUUUAUCGUAAUAAUUUUAUUUUAUAAUUUUGUUUUUGAAUAUAAAAUUGACUGUGAUCUAACAAUAAUAUGAUAGACGUACAUAUUAACAGAUAUCUGCUACUCGUGUUUGAAAUGUUUCAAAGAGGAAAUUUAUGAUUAUUUUUCUUUUUAACCUAUCUAACUGCUUCUCUCCGAGACAUGUCAGAGCUGUACCAAAAAUAAUAACUCCUUAGGUUUAAAUAUAUCAUUAAUAAACUGUCUCAUGUGUUUCUACCAUGCAUACAUAUAUUGAUGUUUAGUGUCCAGAUAUGUUCACUUCCAUUAUAUUCGAAAUGCUUCUAGUUUCGGUUUAUAAUUUCUCAACUACGUUAUGCCUUAUAUAUAUACACACACACACACACACACACACACACACACAUACUCUAAUUGCCAUUUACAUUUACAAUCAAAUACUGUAUUAGGCUGCUGCAUCACAAAGCAUUUUAUCCUGAAACACCUUAAAUUUUCAAUGAAACGUCAUUGUUUGUAUCAUUCAUCUCAACUAGAAUAAUCAUGUCAAUUGUCGGCGUACAUGCCAACGAAGGAGUUUUGAUCAUAUAUUAGGUUGAAAAUUCGAAUGCAUGCCUUAUUUAACUGAGAAAAGCAUUUUUGUUUGUUUUAUAUUAUACAUAUGCAAUACAAUAAUCAUUUCAUCUUAGUUUCGUAUUUAGUUUUGGCUUCGUCUUUUUUUCUCUGUAUAUAUAGAUUUUUUUUUUGAGCAGCUCCCUUUGCUAACUCUUAAUAAUCAACUCGUGCGAAGAAGGUACUACGAGUAAAGAAACUUAAUUAUUAUAAACUAAUGCAUUUAGCGGAGAGCAACGAGGGAAUACAGUUCUUUCUUUUUUGGCUGACUUUCACGACAUCGCCUCAAUCAUCAUUCCAUAUCAUUCAUAUACCGUUUGCGUCAAUGGUCAAGAGAAAUUACUGUACUCGUCGUUGCUCCAUGUUCAAAUUCUUGAACGCUCAAACAUGACUCAAUUUCGAAUUCAACAACACCAUGAGUUGAAAACAAUGAUCCAUUAGAUGUCUAAGUUUCUAAAAAGUAUCGAAUAAAAAUUUAUAAGUUAUCACCACCGAUUUUAAUUGACUGCCGGCCGAUUCAUUAAUAUACCCAAUCAUUUAGCUAAUUCAUUGUCGCAGGUGAUCAAUUAAUUGGCUAUUGAAACCUGAUUAAUCCGUUACUAAUACUAGCAGCAUCGUUGUAGAUCAAAAAGAACUGCCAUUUUAAAAGUGCAUAAAAUUUAAAACUAAGUGCUUCAAUCUAUUUUUCCACUGCAGCAUUGCAGUAUUAUCAUCCGCUUACUUUCUUUUAUUUUUGUUUUUUUAAUUGCAGACCGAAAGUUCCUGUGCGGCAUAAUCAAUAAAUAUCACAUAGUUCUAUUUAUUGCUGACUGUACCGAUAGGCCUGUUGUAUUCCAAGCACCUCAGAACUUCUCCCGAGAAAGUUCGACUCGCUAGACUCAUUGAUAUAUAAUUUUCACCUAUCCUCAUUUCUGAUUUACGAAGAAAUUUGGGGUACAUGUACGUACACUUUUUUUCUCAUUUAGGGCAGUGUUCGAUCAAAGUAUUCGUACCAAAUGUUGUUUGAUUCCAAAGGUGUGACUACGUAAUAUGAAAUACUACAUUCAUAAAACAGAUCCUCUUAUGGUGAUACAGAAAAAAGUUGAUCGACGUUUUGUGCAUUAGUUUCACUUCUAUUGUAAAACCUGAAUUAAUCCACCGUAACUAUCUUGUUAGAUAUCAUGUAAGUCGUAUCGUAAGUCGUAAUAAUUGUAAAAGAGCGUUUUUUCUAAUAAAAAGCCAAGAUCGGUAUUGCAAUUGUCGUCUUUGCAAUUUUAAAACAAUCACAUAACCCUUUAACUGUAGCAAGGAGUAGAAUAGUAAGGGACAUAGAAACGAUAAAUUCGAUUACUAUUAUGACAAAUCUUUGCAACAUUUUUAUUCUUUACUUUCAUGCAAUCCAUCUUUACACGAUAUAACAUGCACUUUAUAAUAUACCAAAAUUUUUACAGUUAUUCAAUUUUUGAACAUGCGUAAAAUGCCACCAAUUGCUGCAAAUACUUUUCCGGUAUUCAUAGUUAUUGGUCAAAAUAGAAUACAGAUAAUGUAACUAAUAGAUUAGUAUGACAAAUAAUGCAUACUUCGAUCACCCGAAUAUUAAUUUACAAAUAUGAUUUCUACAUACAUAAUUUUUUUUUAAAAUUUCUAACCAUAUUUUAUGUUACAGUAUUGCUACAAAUUGUUUGAAACCUAUCAUUUUCCUCUGCAUCCUUGUUCCUAAAAUUAAGAACAAAAUAUGAUGCACGUGUGAUUAAUUAAUUUAUAGUAUUCAAAAUUACAAUUAAAAUUAAAUUGGACUAAAUUUUCUUUGACGUCUUUAAUAAUAUAUAAAGAUAUUGUUCAUAUAUGGUCAAUCUGACAAUGAGGUUCUAUAUACCGAUAUUUACCAUGUCACAGUGUCAAUUUUACUUUUUCAUUAACCGCAAAGAGGUGAGGCUGUCGUUCUGAAACAUUGAUCUUUGUUCUUGUGGGGUGAUUUAUCUGAUCCAAUUAUAUCAAAUUUAACAGUGAAAUUUUAUGAAGUAUUAUGUUUGACGAUUCAAACAUUGUGCAUUGCGAAUCGUUCCAGUUCGCGUAUUCCUAGUGAUGAAACUGUUAUGUUACUUAUGAGUUGAUUAUGAGUGAAUAGAAUAAUAAAAAUAUGGCGAUAACGGAUAGGCUGUAUUCCGAAUGGUUUGGUAUAAAGGAGAAAGAGAAUGAGAAUGAGAUG